Messenger RNA from Oryzias latipes (Japanese medaka), 4908 nucleotides. RefSeq lists its product as uncharacterized. The record is from RefSeq and is a predicted model, not a curated record. Lineage: Eukaryota; Metazoa; Chordata; Actinopteri; Beloniformes; Adrianichthyidae.
AAAGUGGCUUCCGCAGAGGAUGGGGCCAGAGUAGUGCAACAGUCCACGUUCAACGUAGACGAUCUCCGCUCCCAUUGGUCGAGUCUGCGUCCAACAUGGACAAUUCUCGACGCUCAUUGUUCCAGACUUGACGCCCAUGGAUGUGAACGAGCAAUCAGAGGCGCGUUGUGCCCAACCUAGAGAAGCAAUCAGAUCGCGAGCAUUGACACGCUGCACGCGGACCAGACUAUCACAAGCAAAGAUGGCAACUUUCAUCCGGGUCACAAACCCAAACGCCCCAGCGCAUCGCCAGCAGGCCAUUAUUGUGGCUUCAAAAGAGGCCCGCUUGUAUCGGGAGAACAAAAAAAUCUUCCCUCAACCUCCACCAGAGCUGCUCCAUCAGUUCACCGCCCUAGGCCAUGCAGAAAAACUGCUGCGGGCUGAAGGGAUCUCUUCACCAUCCCAUCAGCAGUGUCUGGGAAGGCUGGUGUUGCCUUUUGGGCAGUACAAGAACGCCCCUUUCCACUGGCUUGUGGCCAAUGAUGUUGGAUACCUGAAAUUCCUAGUUGACAAACACAGAGCGGAGGUGAUUAACCCGGCUCGAAAAGGUGAAAUUGGGAACCAGUGGAUAAAAGACUGCCUGACGGAAUACGCAGAGAGCUUCCCUCAAGUCUCCAUUCUCCUCGAGGCCAACAUAGAUCGGUGCAUCUAUGGCCAGAAAGGGUUUGAAGACCAUACCUUUCAGGAGAUGUGGGAGCUCCACCGGCAGUAUGCAGCCCAAAAAGACAGGCCAGAGACAUUUAGCAUGAAGGAGAGGGAGAUGAUUCAAAAAGCAAACAGCUCGGUGAGGAGAUGGUUGAACACACCGCUGACCCACAUCACCAGCGUGCAGAUGAAGAGGUUCCGAAAAUACAUAUCAGAAAAGGAACAACAACAGCUGAAAAUGGGCAAUCCAUCUUCAAUGUCUGCUGCUGCUGAUGAUGCUGAGCUGAUGGCUGCAUGUCAGGCUGUGGAAGAUUUAGUGACGUCUCAGGAGUCCGCUAGUGCAAGCCAAGGCAGUAGUCGGCUUACUGAGAUUGUUUCUAAAGAAUCCCAGCCUACAAAAAAGAAGUCAGCCAGCCGGGUCAAGUCAUCCUCAUUUUCCCCUCGGAAAGAGAUGACUGCCUCAACCGCAUCUUCCUCCCAGCCUCAGAUAUCCUCAUCUGCCCCCCUUCAUCCAGAGAGGACCUCCCCAUCUGCAUCCUCCCAGCCUCAGAUAUCCUCAUCUGCCCCCCUUCAUCCAGAGAGGACCUCACCAUCUGCAUCCUCCCAGCCUCAGAUAUCCUUAUCUGCCCCCCUUCAUCCAGAGAGGACCUCCCCAUCUGCAUCCUCCCAGCCUAAAAUCAGUAAGAGGCCCGUUCUGUCUGGAACCAUUGCACAGCACUCUGCAUCUGUUCUUCAGACCAGUGCGUUGGCCUCCACAUCCCAGAGUCGCGUCACUCCUGUGGAACUGCCUCAGAGUGACUCACCUGUGGAAUUAGAGGGUUGGGUGCGUCUGUGGGAAGACCCCAAUGGCAUCCCGCCUGCUGACGUCAAUUGGCUGAAGGAGGACACAGAGAGAGGACUCUUCACAGCUGUUCAAACAUAUAAAGAUGUUUCUGGCCAUCUCAAGAGGAGGCGAGUGAUGAAAUCAGACCGGAUGUGGUUUUACCCUCCGGAGCCUCCUGGUUUCAUCAGCGCUGGUCUACCGGCUCCACACCUCUUUUUCCGGAGCCGCGUCUUUGUCUGGCGUCCUGUGGGAGUUUGGAGGUACUCUCUCAAGUGUCCUCGGGGUGACACCUGUGCAGGUGCAGGGCGAGAUGUGCACCUCUACAAGUCUGGCUACCAUCAUCGGGUACGGCACAUAUGUGACGUGCCCAGCUGGUACACAAUGCUGACUGAGGUUUUGUGUUGUGGACCAUGCACGAAGGCAGCCAGAAACAAGGAGGGGGGCACAGUGGGGCGCUGGCUUGCAUGGGAUCGUGUCAUUCUGUCUCAGCUCAGUGAGGCCCAUCAAGCCAUGUUCCCUGCAGUUCUCACCUGCAAGCGCGGCGUGGACAAGAAUGUUGUUCGCCUUCUGCGGGACAGAACAGAGGGCAACACCAUGGUGAAGGUGUGGCGGCAGGUCCAGGAAAACCACCAUGAAGAAUAUCUUCAUCGUAAGGACCUGUACACCACCCUUCUGAUGGGCACCCUGGAGCCGGGUGGCAUUGUUUCCGCUUUGGGGCACACCUUCCGCCCUCCCCCCCCCUCCAGAGAGUUACCCUCCGCGCGACUGCUGCGGCACGCCUUUCUGCUGGCAGAGGCCGACAAUGUGCAGGACUACAGGAACCAGAUCCUCUCCAACUUUGGCACUGUGCUGAAAAUGGAUUCCACCAAAAAAGUGGUUAAGAAGCUGUCUGGAGAGGCUCAUGGGUCAGCCGAGUGGUUCACCAGUGUUGGAAACGAGCACUCCCAAAUUGUGACCUUCGUGCUGACCUGCGAGGAAUCCACAGACAAGCUUCGGCCCAUGUGUCAAGGACUGAUGGAGAGGUUUGAGCAGGCCAAUCAACCGGCUCCGAAGAUCCUGUACGUUGAUCGGGGGUGCUGCCGCGCUCAAGGCCCAACAGCGGUGGAGACUUUGUUUCAGCCUUGGGUUGACCGUGGGAUGGUGGUUCGGCUGGACAUCUUCCAUUGGAUCCACCGGUUCGACGCAGCCAUCCGGACUGAUAGCCACUCCAAAUGCGCUGCAUUCAAGUCUGCACUGGCUGGGGCAGUGCUGGCUUACAAUAAAGGCGACCUGGAUCUGCUGAUAAAGGCUGUCAGGGCUAAGGGGGAAGCCUUGAAGUCUUUGUCGGAUGACUGCGUCAUCCAGCAGCACAUCUCCAGGGAGCAGCUGAAGCACCACGUGCGGAGGGUGACUCUGGGACCACAGGAAACAUUCCAGCUCAUCCAGGGGGCGAUCGAGGAGCUGAAAGGUCCAGCUGGUCUGGAUGAAAGUGGAGUGAGCCUCUUCAAGACACCAGAAGCCAUCGAUGAGGUGUGGGCGUGCCAGCAGCGGCAUCUGGGCUGCAUUCAGGAUCCACCUGACAUGUGCAUGUACAGGGUGGCUCGUGUUACCAACAUCAACGGUGUGGAUGUGCCUUUUUAUAAAUGCCUUCGAGGAAGCAACAGCUUGGAGGGUUUCCACAAAGUGCUGCCACACAUGAUUCCAGGGCCACACUGUGCUGCACGUCCAUAUCAGGUUUACCUGAUAAGCGGUAUUGCUCGCUGGAACUCCGACAGGAGCGCAGAUGCCGUGUUUGGAGGCAGAGGGCGGAGACACCGGACGUACUCUGCUCCGCUGAUUGACAGGCUCAACAGACGCUGUCAGCAGCUGUUUGGAGAGACUGUGGAAGAAAACUUCCAAACUCCCGCUGAUGUGGCCUCAAAGGAGCUCCUGGGUUUGGAGUACCUCUUCAGCCAGAGCACAGGGGAAUCUGGACCUUUUUCCCUUCAGGACAUCAUGUCAGAUGGACCUGGUCCAGAAGAGGAGGUGGUUCCACCUGAGCAGCUGGAUCCAGAAGUGGAAGAUGAGGCCUACCACAGCGACAGCGAGGAGCAGAGUGAUGUUCUCCACGCCACCCCAGCCCACAUCAACAUCACCAGCCACGACACCUCCACUCCUCACCCGCCAGCCUUUGAGGAUGUCUGUAGUCCGAAUCCUCUUCCUGGAUUCCAGAGGCUGGAGAGAUUCUGCUCUCUGCUCGUGGAGAUUGGCGUGAGGGAGAACAAGCUGUCCCUCACCACAGAGCAGAGGAGCCAGGUUGUGGAAGCCUGGAACGCCGUGGAGGAACAUGAUAAGCAGCCGCAGAAGUUUCACCAGCUGUACAGGACACACUGGGGCAACACCUUGUACUGCAGGACCAAAAGGGAUGAUCUUGUUGAAGCUGCCGUUAUCCAGAAGGUGAAAAUGGCUAAACGGUACGCUCCAGCUCAGCAAGACAUCACCGCCCAAAACAACAGGCUGAUGUACACGCUGGUGAAACUGUUGUGGCUGCGGACUCCUCACGGCUCUCAAAGCAGCCCGGAGAAGACCAACAUUCUUAAAGCGUAUGAACGCAUCCAGCAUUGUCUUCUGGUGGAGGACCCAAUCCUGUCCAGGGCGGGGAUCCCUCUACCAAAGAUAAACAGCAAGACGGUGAGAGACUUUAUUCGCUUUCAGGAGAGGCUGCUGAACCUCCGUGCCACCAAGCAGCCGUCCACCAUCACAAAGACCACCUCCAUCUCCUCCUCGGAGCUACCUCCAGCACCACAUCAGCCAGCUGUGCUGCCCCCACAAGACUACCCUGUGCUUACAUAUGUACCAAUACCAAGCACUGCUGGAACAAAAAAGCUGAAAAAGAGAACAGACAUCCCUCUGCCCUCUUCCACCUCCUUCCCAAAACCACCAAGCAGAACUCUGAUUAAACCUGUCAUCCAUAGCCAAACGCAGCCUGCAGCUGCUUCCUCAUCCAUCCAGGGCGUCUAUUUCGUUCCCAUACGACCUGCCCCUGACAACACCAGCACUACUUCCAGCAUCAGCACCGCUUCCAGCAUCAGCACCGCUUCCAGCAUCAGCGCCGCCUCCAUGCAAAGCACACACACCAGCAUCAGCACACCCUCCUGGGCAAAAGCUACCAUCUAUAAAAGGAAGCUCCAAGGACAAAGCUCAGGAGGGGACAGUAAAGUGUCAAGAGUGCACAAUCUCCCCGUUUGUAGUCUCUGUGGCCAAGCUCUCCAGGGACACAAAAAAUACAAAAAGAAAACUUUUUGCCCAGUGACCAAGAUGUCAACUUCAAAGGGUCUUCAAAACAGAGUUUUUGAGAGCUUUGAACAUUUUAGCUCUGUUGUCGAUGACAUUUGUUGACAGAUAUGUUUGUGUUACAAUAAAAAAGAAUUUGUGUUUUUACA